UCGAGGUGUUAGUCAGUGCCUACCCCUGCUAGGGACAACAACAACCUAAGUGUUGGGUCGAUAUCAAGUCAUUCUUUCCCUCACUCAUUACCUUACACUACAUUUCUUGAGGUCAGGUUGAAUUGCUACACACAAGAUGCCCGUUGUUAGUCCAGAAAAGCUGGCAAAACUCCAGCAAAAUGCUGAUGACGUGCGGAAUAUAUGCAUUCUGGCCCAUGUGGACCACGGCAAAACAUCACUUACAGAUGCCCUUCUCGCCACAAAUGGCAUCAUCUCGCCGAAGCUGGCCGGCAAGAUCCGUUAUCUGGAUUCUCGACCGGAUGAGCAGCUGAGGGGAAUCACUAUGGAGUCGUCAGCCAUCUCGCUCUACUUCUCGAUGUUGCGGAGGGCGAGUCCUGAGGCUGCCCCUGAACCAAAAGAGUACCUCAUCAACCUCAUAGAUUCCCCCGGUCAUAUCGACUUUAGCAGCGAGGUGUCCACGGCGUCGCGUCUCUGUGACGGAGCCGUAGUCUUGGUCGAUGCAGUGGAGGGUGUGUGCAGCCAGACGGUCACGGUCCUGAGGCAAACGUGGAUUGAGAAGCUGAAGCCUCUCCUCGUCAUCAACAAGAUAGACCGUCUGAUCACAGAGCUGAAGAUGACUCCUGGAGAGGCAUAUAUCCACUUAAGCAAGCUUUUAGAGCAGGUCAAUGCGGUUCUAGGGAGCUUCUUCCAGGGCGAGCGGAUGGAGGAAGACCUCAACUGGCGGCAGAGGAUGGAGGAGCGAGUCGCUGCCUCAGCAGCCAAGGAAGCCAAGGAGGCCAGGCUGGCGGAGCAACAGGUCGACGCUGGUGAGCUCCAGUUUCAGGAAAGAGAUGACGAGGAACUGUACUUUGCUCCCGAAAAGAACAACGUCAUUUUUGGCAGCGCCAUCGAUGGCUGGGCUUUUACCGUAAGGCAGUUUGCCGGCCUCUACGAGAAGAAACUUGGCAUCAAACGAAGUAUACUGGAAAAGGUUCUCUGGGGGAACUUCUAUCUGGACCCCAAGACGAAGAAGGUCCUGGGCCCCAAGCAUCUGAAGGGGCGGCCCCUGAAACCCAUCUUUGUCCAGCUGGUGCUCGAGCAAAUAUGGGCCGUCUAUCAGGCAACCGUGGGUGGAGACAACGGGAAGGGGGAUGCCGCUCUUCUCGAGAAGAUAACCAAAUCCCUUAAUCUCUCAAUCCCCCCCCAUAUCCUCCGUUCCCGGGACCCAAGGCUCCUUCUUACCACCGUGUUUUCUUCUUGGUUGCCGCUGUCGGUGGCCUUGCUAGUUUCCGUGGUUGAAUCGCUUCCUUCACCGAGAUCGGCGCAAGCUGAGCGCUUCCCUUCCCUGUUGCAAGAGGUCCCGGGGGCAGAGCACAUCGACCCUCGAGUCAAGGAGGCCAUGGUGUCGUUCAAAAAGGCGCCGUCAGACCCUAUGGUAGCCUACGUCAGCAAAAUGGUAUCGGUUAAGGAGAGCGAACUGCCAGAAAACAGGCGUCGAGGUCCUAUGAGCGGCGAGGAGGCGCGAGAAUUGGCAAGACAGAAGCGAGCCGAGGCAGCCCGGGCCCAAGGGAACAUGGGUGGCGGAAACGACAUGGAUGCCCUCACAACAGCGUUCUCAGAGGCCACGUUGGAGCACGAAGUGCCAGAGGGCGACGAGAAGCAAGUCGAGCCCGAGCACCUCAUCGGGUUUGCUCGCAUCUAUUCCGGGACGCUGUCUGUCGGGGACGAGAUUUACGUCUUACCGCCCAAAUUCUCCCCAGCCCAACCUUUCGCUGAGCCUGUACCGAACAAGGUAAAAGUUACGGCGCUCUACAUGCUCAUGGGCCGCAACCUUGAGGCCCUUAAGUCGGUUCCUGCUGGUGUCGUCUUUGGCAUCCGGGGCCUUGAAGGCAGCGGGAUCCUGAAAUCCGGAACCCUGUGCAGCCAGCUCGAAGGAUCCGUCAACCUGGCUGGCAUCGCGAACCUCCAAGGUAGACCCAUUGUGCGUGUGGCGUUGGAACCUGUCAACCCGUACGACCUCGACAAAAUGAUUAAGGGUCUUCAGCUGCUUGUGCAGAGCGACCCUUGCGCCGAGUAUGAGCAAUUCUCCAGUGGCGAGCACGUCUUGUUGACCGCCGGAGAACUGCAUCUUGAGAGGUGCUUGACAGAUCUCCGGGAACGGUUCGCCGGCUGCGAGGUCCAGGCUGGCGCGCCCAUCGUGCCCUACCGGGAAACCAUCGUCCGCGCCGAAGAGAUGCGCCCACCCGUUAACAAAGACUUGGGUCGAGGUGUGGUGGUUGGUGUGACGAGCUCCAAGCAGGUGUCGGUUACUCUGCGGGUGAGGCCCCUCCCCUCCGACGUCACCACCUUUCUCGUCAAGAAUGCAGGAAGCAUCAAGCGGCUAUACUCUGAUCGCAGAGCGGCCGAGGAACCGCGCGAUAAUUCAUCCCCGGAGCGAGCAGCAGAGCAUGUCACCAUCCAGGACGAAGCUGCCGAGGGUGACGACGAACUCUCAAGGGCCCGAAAAGUCCUCCCGUCCGAAGAACUCGGCAGAAAGCUCCAAUCCCAGUUCGACGGCGAGAAAGGGCGUCUCGACACAUGGAAAGGGGUCGUCGACCGGAUCGUCUCGUUCGGUCCCCGCCGGACAGGCCCGAACCUUCUCAUCGACGCCACCAAGGAGCAGCUCUUUCCCAAGGCCUUCGGCUCCGAUAGCAUUCACAAGAAGAGUACCGAUAACCGGACUUUGGCUCAACAAGAGUCCCUCAGCCCGCACCAUUUCAGCGACAAGAUCACGUACGGGUUCCAGCUUGCCACACAGCACGGUCCGCUCUGCCACGAGCCGGUGCAGGGUAUCGCCGUGUUCAUUGAGGACAUCUCGACGACAGACGAAGGGGGCGACGAAUCUACCGAGGCGCGGGAUCGUCUGGGCCGUCUGACGGGCGAGGUGAUCAAAACGGUCCAGCAGUCGAUUCACAAGGCCUUCUUGGACUGGUCGCCGAGGCUCAUGCUGGCCAUGUACUCGUGCGAGAUCCAAGCAUCCACCGAAGUCCUCGGCCGCGUGUACGACGUACUCACCCGGCGGCGCGGGCGGGUCCAGGCCGAGGCGAUGAACGAGGGCACGCCCUUUUUCACGAUCCAGGCCCUCUUGCCCGUGGCCGAGUCGUUUGGCUUUGCCGACGAGAUGCGCAAGCGGACCUCGGGCGCCGCGCAGCCGCAGCUCAUCUUCGCCGGCUUCGAGGUCCUCGACGAGGACCCCUUCUGGGUGCCUUUUACCGAGGACGACCUCGAGGACCUGGGCGAGUACGGCGACCGCGAGAACGUGGCCAAGCGCUACAUGGACUCGGUGCGGCGCCGCAAGGGCUUGCUGGUCGAGGGCCGCAACGUGGCGACCGACGCGCAGAAGCAAAAGACUUUGAAGCGGUAG
Messenger RNA from Canariomyces notabilis, 3403 nucleotides. RefSeq names its product P-loop containing nucleoside triphosphate hydrolase protein. Gene Ontology annotation, cellular component: ribonucleoprotein complex; cytosol. Gene Ontology annotation, biological process: cytosolic ribosome assembly. Bases 137 to 3403 code for a protein of 1088 amino acids. Lineage: Eukaryota; Fungi; Ascomycota; Sordariomycetes; Sordariales; Chaetomiaceae. The transcript has 4 exons. Gene Ontology annotation, molecular function: ribosome binding; GTPase activity; GTP binding. The record is from RefSeq and is a predicted model, not a curated record.